This is a messenger RNA of Pyrenophora tritici-repentis Pt-1C-BFP, 929 nucleotides long. RefSeq names its product Glyco-hydro-12 domain containing protein. NCBI's taxonomy places the organism in Eukaryota, Fungi, Ascomycota, Dothideomycetes, Pleosporales, Pleosporaceae. Gene Ontology annotation, biological process: polysaccharide catabolic process. Gene Ontology annotation, molecular function: cellulase activity. The record is from RefSeq and is a predicted model, not a curated record.
AUCCUGACCGCCAAAUUUUCCGCUACCCCAUUUCUGCGGUCCAACUCAAGAUUCCAAUAUGAAGUACUCCGCCCUUCUUAUCGCCAGCACGGCUUCCCUUGCUCUCGCAGCACCUGCUACGACCGUUCAGAAGCGGGCUGACUUCUGUGGAGAUUGGGACUCCUCGGUCAACGGCCCAUACACAACGUACAACAACCUCUGGGGCAAGGGCCAAGCCACCUCUGGCUCUCAAUGCACUGGUGUCGACGGCCUCUCUGGUAACUCCCUCAAGUGGCACACUAGCUGGUCCUGGACUGGCGGCCAAGGCCAAGUCAAGUCCUACGCGAACGUCGUGACCAAGCUCACACCCAAAACCCUUUCAUCCAUCAAAUCGCUCCCCGCAGUCUGGAAGUGGACAUACUCAGGCUCCAACAUCGUCGCUAACGUAGCUUUCGACCUGUUCACCUCAUCCUCGGCCAGCGGCUCCAACGAGUAUGAAAUUAUGAUCUGGCUCGCUGCCCUUGGCGGCGCAGGUCCCAUCUCCAAGACGGGCAGCCCCGUCGCCACUGUCACGCUUGCAGGUACCAGCUGGAAGCUGUACAACGGCAUGAACGGCAAUGUCAACGUAUGGAGCUUCGUCGCGAACUCUCAGCAAAACAACUUCUCUGGUGACCUCAUGGAAUUCAUGAAGUACUUGACGAGCAAGCAGGGUAUGCCCAGCACUCAGUUCCUGACUAGCACCGGUGCCGGUACCGAACCCUUCUCGGGCAGCAACGCCAAGUUGACGACUACGGCUUACAGCUUGACUAUGAGCUAGGUGGGUGUGGAUGUGUAGGGUGAAGAAGAAGCCUUCUUGUAUAUACCUUUUCAAAUCGGGUUUCCCAUGUGUAAUUACCUAGGGAAACUUUGAUCUUGACGGAGCGGAUCCGAAAUAUAUUCUAUUCGCGACA